AUGCUCGCGGAAGAGUCACAAGAAGAUGCUGAGGUACAUGAGCAAGUGGCUGAGGUAGGAGAAAAGUAUGUUGAUGAAACUGCUGAAACUGAAACUGAAACCGAAGAUGAUGCAGAAGGGGAGAACGUUAUUGAAGUAAAAAGUGAAGGUACCAGCUGGGCCUUCAAACAGUGGGCUGUUCACCUGAUGUUUCCUCCUGAUGCUGUACCUGAGCAUACGUCAAUCGUGGUCCACAAAUGGAAAUACAGUGUUCGUUCACCCCCACUGCAGGAACAUGAAGCCAUCACUAGCAAUGUUAGUGAACUAUCUUUGUUGAAUGGCCAAGAACUAAAAUUUAACACCAAGGUGAAGCUGUCGUUAUCUCACAGCGCAACAGACGCACAGGGCUAUGGGCCAGUAAUAAAAAAGCUGAUUGACAAGGAGACGAAUUAUUGGGAAGACGUGGAUGGAACCAGGGACAUACGUUGUCGUCAAGACUUCGAAGACAAUCACCCUUCCCACAUGAAAAUAACGGACUUUUUCUUUCCCGUUGCUCAAGCUGAUAUAUCUGAGUGCUCAACAUACGCGGUAGUUUGCCGUCUCAAGGCUUCUCCAACUUACACCAUCACAUCUGGUGGCGGCUCAUUCAGCCAUCCUGACUUCCCAGACGUGACAGUUACAAUCCCCGAAAAUGCUUUUGCACCUAAAGCAAAGUUUUCGUUAGAGUUAAAGGUUCAAGAAGUUUCAAAUGAAGGAUUUGAAGUUGAGGGUAAAUUUCUUGGACCUGUAUUGAGAAUCAAAUGCUUUCAAGCUGUUCAGUUCUUGAAACCUGUCACGAUUCAGCUGCCAAUUUCUCUUCGAGAGCAACAAGACUUGAAUCUUAACCCCACAACAUGUCUCGUCAGAGUGCUGUUCCUCAAGUCCGAUAAUGACCAAAAAGAAUGGAUUGAAAUCACUGAUGAUCUUGUGAAACCGCCAAGUCUUGAUAGAAAGUUUGUAAGGUUCCAUGUGGAACGGUUCUCUGCAUAUGCGCAUUAUGUUGAGAGCAGGAAAAACGAAAACUCCAGGUUUUAUGGACAAAGAAUUAUAAACUUCCUUAACAGCCGCAUUUUUGUUCCGCCCAUACUGACAGUCUUCUUCGCUUACUUUCGUCCGGAUCUUUUAAACAUUUUGUGUCUGAUCUGCUGCCCUGCUCAUCUUAAAGGAGAGGAGCUAAGGCAGCUUGAAAGACAAGGCAUAACGCCUAUUUGCAAAAACUCGAUAAGGCAUCCGUGUUUGUAUCAGGAGGAAUACGCCCACAAGUAA
This is a messenger RNA of Porites evermanni, 1284 nucleotides long. The record is from the annotation of a GenBank genome assembly. NCBI's taxonomy places the organism in Eukaryota, Metazoa, Cnidaria, Anthozoa, Scleractinia, Poritidae.